UUGCCCCUCCCUCCGCAGUCCCUGGUCUCGGCGGAGCCAGCGAGCUGAGCCGGCGUUUUGGCCAAGUGAAGGCAGCAGCAGCGCGCCACGGAGCCUGACCAGUGAUUCUGUAGCUGUCGCUGUCGCCGCCGCCCUGCGCGCCGUGAUUCGCGACCCCAGAGCCCGACUCCUUUUGGCCUGACCCGCGCGCCCCUCGCCCGGCCCGGGCGGCGCGACGGGAGGAUGAGCGGCGGGCGGCGAAAGGAGGAGCCGCCUCAGCCGCCGCUGGCCAACGGGGCCCUUAAAGUCUCUGUCUGGAGCAAGGUGCUGCGGAGCGACGCGGCCUGGGAGGACAAGGAUGAAUUUCUAGAUGUGAUCUACUGGUUCCGACAGAUCAUUGCUGUGGUCCUAGGUGUUAUUUGGGGAGUGUUACCGUUGCGAGGUUUCUUGGGAAUAGCUGGAUUCUGCCUGAUCAAUGCAGGAGUCCUGUAUCUCUACUUCAGCAACUACCUACAGAUAGAUGAGGAAGAAUAUGGUGGCACAUGGGAGCUCACAAAAGAGGGGUUUAUGACAUCUUUUGCCUUGUUCAUGGUUAUUUGGAUCAUUUUUUACACUGCCAUCCACUAUGACUGAUGGUGUACAGACCCCACCUGCUCUCUGUCCGGUCCAAAGGACCGUCAUAGUUACAGCACAGAAACAUGAUUGUAGGGACACCCCAGCCACAUGGAACCUGGAAGACCCGUGUUUCCUGGACCGAGAAUCAGUGUGUUGGGCAUCAGUGUUUUCUGCAAGGGUUGUGAUCUGAAACUUUUUAAAGAACCAACCGCCUUUUGGAGAAGCAUUUCUGAAUUGUCCAUCACCAACCAUUUCUUCUUGGAUAUCAUCAUGAAACACCUGUUUGCUGAUGGGAGCUGUCGUUUAAUUUGAUGCACCUCUGGAUCCGGAUGAAACAUUAAAUAGUCUUCCUCACUUCUCCAUCAGGUGUACAGUUUUUAAACUAUCAGCGGCAUUUCAAGUUUUCUGAAAACAGUGUGGCAGUAUGUGCGUGGUCAUUAGCACAGUGUAAGCAUCAUCUAAUAACAGUUUCCAUUGUAGAAUGUUUUCGGGUACUUGAAUAAAUCAAAUCUUUAAUUGAAAA
This is a messenger RNA of Enhydra lutris kenyoni (northern sea otter), 1117 nucleotides long. RefSeq lists its product as uncharacterized. Bases 223 to 612 code for a protein of 129 amino acids. The transcript has 4 exons. The record is from RefSeq and is a predicted model, not a curated record. NCBI's taxonomy places the organism in Eukaryota, Metazoa, Chordata, Mammalia, Carnivora, Mustelidae. Gene Ontology annotation, biological process: mitochondrial respirasome assembly.